UUAAAACGUUGUCAUGGUUUAUACAAAUUUGGUUACUGAUUUUGCAUCUAUAUUGGCUUCCACUUUGGCGCAUUUGUUCGGUUCUUUGGUCGUGAGUGUGUUUCAUGCUCCCAAAUCCUAAGCUACCUUUUAUUCUCUGCAACUGCAACAAGCUAAGAGGAAAAGAAGAAGAAGAAGAUAUUGGUGGUAUCAAUGGAAACUAAGCUAGAAAACCAACAACGACAAGGCUCACAUGGAAUUUGUGGGGAAUGUCCAAACCUCAUAGGAACCAAACCCCAUCACUCACAGAUCUCAAGGAUCUCAGAAUUUCAGGCUUAAAGUGCUGUUUCUUUGUUCUCACUGAUAUAUAAUAUUAAGAAAGUUUUGUUCUUUAUUUUUUUAAUAUUAUAUAUAUUUUUGGGGGGUGGUUUUGCUCUUUUGAGCUCACUCACUUGAUAAUUUGUCCUGGUUGGAUUCAAAUUCUCCAUUUCCAAGUUGGUUUCAGUGGUGGGAAGAAGAAAAGUAGCAAUUUUGGCAUCUGGGUUCUGUUGGUUUUGAACUUAUGCGGUUAUAUGAAUUGGGUCUUAAGCAAAGUUGCUGUUUUGGUGAGAGUGGUUUUGUGCUUUAUGGGAAUCUGAUUCCAAAGAUUGGCUUUUUCCUUUUUUUGGUGUGGAUAAGAUGAUGCAGACUCAACUACCCUUUGUAACAAGAAUGACAAAGUCCAAUUGUGACUUAUGGUGGCUUUGAGAACUUUCUAGUGUGGUUUUUUUUUUUUUGUUUUGUUUUGUGUGGAGGAAGGCAUUGUUACUGAAUUGAGAAUACAGCAUGGAACAAAGCAGAUUGGUUUCAUGGCUGUUAUGUUCACUUCUUCCGUUGAUGAUUGAGAUUUCUGCUGCUGUUCUUUCUCCUUCUGGCAUAAACUAUGAAGUUCUAGCUUUGAUGGCGAUAAAGAAUGAAUUGAAUGAUCCUCACAAUGUCCUGGAGAAUUGGGAUAGUAAUUCUGUUGAUCCUUGCAGCUGGAGGAUGAUUACUUGUAACCUUGAUGGCUCUGUUUCAGUAUUGGGAAUGCCUAGUCAGAACUUGUCUGGUACUCUAUCUCCUUGGGUUGGAAACCUUACUAACUUACAAUCUGUGUUGCUUCAGAACAAUGCAAUUUCCGGUCAGAUUCCUACAGCAAUUGGAAGCCUAGAAAAGCUUCAGACACUUGAUCUCUCCAAUAACGAUUUUAGUGGCGAGAUACCGAAUUCUUUGGGAGGCCUCAAGAACCUGAAUUAUUUGCGGUUGAAUAAUAACAGUCUUACAGGACCGUGUCCUCAGUCUUUAAGCAACAUAGAAGGUUUAACACUUGUAGACCUCUCCUACAAUAAUCUGAGUGGUUCCUUGCCAAGAAUACCAGCAAGAACAUUAAAGAUUGUCGGAAAUCCAUUAAUUUGUGGUCCGAAAUCCAACAACUGUUCUACUUUACCAGAGCCACUUUCCUUCCCUCCAGAUGCACUAAGAGCUCAAUCAGAUGGUAGUAAGAAAAGCCAUCAUGUGGCUAUUGCUUUUAGUGCAAGUUUUGGUGCUGCCUUCAUCUUCGUGAUAAUUAUUGUGUUCCUUGUUUGGUGGCGAUAUAGACACAACAAACAGAUUUUCUUCGACGUUAAUGAGCAAUAUGAUCCAGAGGUGCGCCUUGGCCAUUUAAAAAGGUACACGUUCAAAGAGCUUCGAGCCGCAACAGACCAUUUCAACUCAAAGAAUAUCCUAGGUAGAGGUGGCUUUGGAAUAGUUUACAAGGCGAGCUUGAACGAUGGGACUAUUGUAGCCGUUAAAAGGUUGAAGGACUACAAUGCAGCAGGUGGUGAGAUCCAGUUUCAGACAGAAGUUGAGACGAUAAGUUUAGCUGUCCACCGGAACCUUCUGAGGCUUUGCGGAUUUUGCAGUACUCAGAAUGAAAGGCUUCUUGUUUAUCCGUAUAUGGCUAAUGGCAGUGUUGCCUCUAGAUUGAAAGAUCAUAUUCAUGGUCAGCCAGCUUUAGAUUGGACAAGGCGGAAGAGAAUAGCAUUAGGUACAGCAAGAGGGUUGGUCUAUUUGCACGAGCAAUGUGAUCCUAAGAUUAUUCACCGGGACGUGAAAGCCGCCAACAUAUUGCUAGAUGAAGACUUUGAAGCUGUUGUUGGCGAUUUUGGUUUAGCUAAACUUCUGGACCACAGAGAUUCCCAUGUGACCACUGCUGUGCGAGGCACAGUUGGUCACAUUGCUCCUGAGUACCUAUCCACAGGUCAGUCAUCGGAGAAGACCGAUGUAUUCGGGUUUGGAAUCUUGCUGCUUGAGCUGAUCACAGGUCAUAAGGCUCUAGAUUUCGGGCGAGCAGCAAACCAGAAAGGCGUAAUGCUUGAUUGGGUUAAGAAGCUCCAUCAGGAUGGAAGACUAAAUCAAAUGGUUGACAAAGAUCUAAAGGGAAACUUUGACCGUGUCGAAUUAGAAGAAAUGGUUCAGGUUGCACUCUUGUGCACACAAUUCAAUCCUUCUCAUCGUCCCAAGAUGUCGGACAUAUUGAAGAUGUUGGAAGGAGACGGCUUAGCCGAGAGAUGGGAAGCCUCACAGAGGAUUGAGACACCAAGAUUCAGGUCUUGCGAAAGCCACCCUCAAAGAUAUUCGGAUUUUAUAGAGGAAUCUUCACUCAUAGUAGAAGCUAUGGAGCUUUCUGGGCCUAGGUGACAAAAACAUCUUGGUUUUCCACUAUAGCUCCCACUAUUUAAAAAUGGUGUAGUUCAAAAUGGUUAAAGAACGACAUUGUAAUUGGUGUUGAUAGCUUUGUAAUGUAAUGUAAUGCUUGUAUUGAUGUGUAAAAAGAAAACAAAAUGAAUGAGAAAAAGGUCAUGUAUAAGUAUGUAUCUUCUUUGUUGGGAUGUCUUAGUUGUGUAAGAAAAAUUUUGAUUC
Messenger RNA from Arachis duranensis, 2901 nucleotides. RefSeq names its product protein NSP-INTERACTING KINASE 3. The record is from RefSeq and is a predicted model, not a curated record. Bases 805 to 2679 code for a protein of 624 amino acids. NCBI's taxonomy places the organism in Eukaryota, Viridiplantae, Streptophyta, Magnoliopsida, Fabales, Fabaceae. The transcript has 11 exons. Gene Ontology annotation, molecular function: ATP binding; protein kinase activity; protein binding. Gene Ontology annotation, biological process: protein phosphorylation.